AUGCUUGGGGCCCUGCACCGGCACGGGCGCCAGCUGGCCAUGCCGGCCCGCUCGCAGCCGCCCCUGGCCCGGGCGCUGGCUCGGCUGCCCCUCUAUGAUCCGGCGGCCGUCGGCCAGGAGGGCGAGGAUCGAGCGGAGGCCCUGCACCGGGAGAUUUCCUCCGGCCGCGCGCAGCGGCUGAUUCCCCGGUUCCGAGUGUGCACGCUCAACCGGUCCACCGUGCUGGAUGACGCGCGGUCGCCCUUCUUCCAGGACCCGGCCGGGCUCAUUCGCAAGUACGGGCCUCGCACCCUGCGCGGGGUGUUUGACCGCCGGCAGGCGCGCAACACGGCCAGCUUCAAGACGCACUAUCGCCUUGUGGCGCCCGGGCCGAGUGACAGCACGGCGCCCGGGGGCGCCUCCGAGCAUCCGGCCCUGCCCCCACUGCCGGCGGUGUCCGGCGCGCUGGAGGCCAUGUCCACGCGCCUGCACCGGCGCCGGACCAACCGCUACCUGUCCAUGGCGCCGGCCGUGGCACGGGCCGAGCUGACGGCCGAGCAGGAUGCCUACCUGCGGGCGCUGGCCGAUCGCCAGCCGGGCAAGCCGGUCGACAUGCCGACCCCCAGCCCCGGGACCCUGCCGUCGAAGAAGUUCCUGAAGAACCCCCCGCAGCACUACUACGCCAAGGCGCUGACCCCGGAGCGCACGCGGUACUUCAUCGAGCGGCGUUCCUACUUUGCCUGGAAGUGGGCCGAUCGCGUGACAAGCCCGGCAGUUCGGCUGAACCCCCUCGCCGAGAUCCUGAGCAAGCAGCUCCACACCACGGUCGAGGUGCCGGAAAACAUCCUCUCGCAGGUGGAGGACAAGCUGGUCCGGCGCCUCCUGGAGGACUUCCACACGGUCCUGCUCUCGCGCGGGUCAUGCAUUCGCCUGGAUACGCGCAUGCCGGCCCAUCCGCCGGACGAGGACACCGUGGUCCUGCAGAUGAUGGAGGACGACGAGCGGCCGGUCCUGCAGCUGGACGGGGACUUCCGCGCCCGCGGCGAGCUCGACGACCAGCGCCUCUCGAGCCCGGAGAACCUGGAAAACACGAUGCUGGUGCUGGCCCUGCGGAACCCGUACCACCUGGCGGCGCAGGCGGCCACCGGGGCCGACGGCCAGGUGGCCGACCCGCCCGCCGGGGCCGACCACCCAUCGCCCUCUGCCCACCAGACGACCCGGUCGAAUGCGCGGAGUAUCCUCCAGAUGCGGGGGCUCCACCAGGACGACCUGCCCUUCAGCAUUGGCACCGCGUGCCUGGCGUAUGGCGAGCUGGCCGGCCCGGCCGGAGAGCCGCCGGUCCCGGCCCGGCAUCGUGCCCUGCAUUACCUGGCGGUGCUGGACCAGAAGUAUGCCCAGAAGCAUGGGGUCGGUCGGGGGGUGGCAACCUCCGGCAGGCCGGCGCCCGCCGGGGGGCCGCCAUGCUCGCGGGAGGAUGGGACCACCACGGCCCCCCCGGGGGCCGUGCGCCCCGAGGACCGGCCCGUGCGCCCGCUCGGGCCGACCGACCGAGAGAAGUACAUCCCGCUGGAAAGCCUGCCGGCCGGGUUCAGCCGGGACUUCGAUGUGGCCCUCUCGCUGACGGACUCAUACGAUUGGUGGGAUGGGGCCGAGCGCUUUGAUCACCGGCCGGACUGGCGCCUGUCCGAGGAGGACCGCGCUGCCAGGCCGGAGGGGUGUGACUCGGUGUUCGGCCCGCGGCGGUACCAUGUGGCGCCGCUGGUCACCCUCGGGGCCGAUCUGGCCCGGGUGUUGCUGGCCUCGGCCGAGGCGCGGGACUGGCUGCAGCUAUGCCCCGGCCGGGAGCCGGCCCCGGUGCGGGCCCGGGUGCAGGCCCUCCGGGCGGCCGGCGACACGGCCGCCGCCGACCAUCUCCAGGCUCUGGCGGCCGCCGGUCGGGGGCAUCUCCUCCUGGAGCAUGACCUGACCACGAAGCCGGGCCAGGCGGCCGUGCUGGCCGGAGCCAGGGCCGCCGUCCGGGCAUUGGAGCCGCCCCCGGACAAUCGCCCGAAUUCCGGGCUGAUGUCCCUGCGGCAGGUGGCUGCCCGCGGGCGCCGCGCCGUCGAGGCGGACUCGGAAAUGGCCGCGGCCCUGGCCGCCGGGCCGCCGGUCCUGCUGCUGGCCAUCCAGCGCUCGGCGGCCCGGCAGGCAUCGACCCUGCUGGCGGACCUCUAUGCGCUGAACUCCUUCGAUGUGGCCACCGACAUCAAGCUCCACCAGGCGGCCCUACAGGCCCAGCUCACGUCCAAGUCCAAGCCCUGA
Messenger RNA from Fonticula alba, 2280 nucleotides. RefSeq lists its product as hypothetical. The record is from RefSeq and is a predicted model, not a curated record. The transcript is spliced from 3 exons. Lineage: Eukaryota; Rotosphaerida; Fonticulaceae. The coding region runs from base 1 to 2280 and encodes 759 amino acids.